AUGAGUGUUGACAAGGAAACCAAGUAUGACAGACAAUUAAGACUAUGGGCUUCUACAGGUCAACUGAAUUUGGAAAAUAGUUCUAUAUGUCUCAUCAAUGCCACGGCAACAGGAUGUGAAAUCCUAAAGAACCUCAUAUUACCUGGAGUGGGCAAGUUUACAAUCAUUGAUGAUUCCAAAGUCACGAAUGAACAAUUGUCGAGUAAUUUCUUUUUAAAAACUAGUGACCUAGGUAAAAAUGUGGCUGAUUGUGUUUUGCUGAAUCUCGCCGAAUUGAAUACUGAAGCUGUUGGAUUCGCAAUUGUCCAAUCUGUUGAACAAGUGUUACUAUCCGAUAAACAGGGAAAAUUCUGGGAUCACUUCAACUGUGUUAUAGUAAGUGAUUAUAUUCCCCAGCUCGAUAAACUAAUCGACUUGCUCUGGGAAAAACAAAUCCCCUUAUUGAUUGUUAAUACAAUUGGCUUUUACGGUUCCUUGAACUUGCUAGCAAAUGAAACAACAGUCAUUGAAACUCACGACCCUUCAAAGUUGUACGAUUUAAGAAUAGAUAAACCCUGGCCCAAAUUGCAAGAGUAUGCAGACUCGUUUGACUUGGAGAAAUUGGACGAUCAAGAACACGCACACGUCCCGUAUAUUGUCAUCUUUAUAAAAGCACUAAAUCACUGGAAACUGCAACAUAACAAUUCUUUGCCAGCAACCUAUGGUGAAAAAAAACAGUUUAAAACUUAUAUCGAGUCUUUAUCAAGAAAUAUCAACUUGGAAACAAACUUUGUCGAAGCUGUGCAGUCGUGUCAUCGAGCUUUCCAAAAAACACAAGUUCCUGAUAGUAUCAAGAAUUUGAUUGAAUUGAGCAAUGAGAAGAAAUAUUCCAAAAUAGAUAGUUCAUCACUGUUUUGGGUUUAUAUCGCAGCAUUGAAGCAGUAUUUGGCCAAAAAUGAUAAUGUACUACCAUUACCUGGAACAUUACCAGACAUGGCCUCCAAUACCGUGAAUUACACAUUGUUAAGCAAGAUAUAUCGAGAUAAAGCUCGUCAAGAUCAGUUACUAUUUGCAAAAGAGGUUUACAAAAUUCUCGAGCUGCAAGGGAAACCAAAAGAUAUAGUCACUGAAGAUGCAAUUGCUUCUUUCUGCAAAAAUGCCCAACUACUAUUUGUCACUAUUGGGUCUAAGAAUUUGUACUCUUUAAAACUUGUUGAACAAUUCCACAAUGAAUCAAACCACCUGUUAGCCAUAUACUUGGGAAUACUAACAUUUAAUGCAUAUAUCUCACAUUAUCAAACGCCGCCAACAAUCGAAAACUUGGACAAAUUCAUCCAACUCUUUAAUAAAGAAAUCAAUACUAUAAUCAAACCAAUUGCAGAAUCAACAAAAAAAGUGUUUACGGAAAUGUUAACUCACAACUCGAGAAAUUAUCAUAAUCUAAGCAGUUUUAUGGGUGGAGUUGCAAGCCAAGAGAUUUUGAAAUUAACAACUGCUCAGUAUAUUCCAUUGGAUAAUCUCUUUGUUUUCGAUGGAAUAAACUCAAGCAGUGAAAGGUUUAAAAUAUAG
This is a messenger RNA of Lodderomyces oxycetoniae, 1548 nucleotides long. RefSeq lists its product as uncharacterized. Gene Ontology annotation, biological process: protein neddylation. Gene Ontology annotation, cellular component: cytoplasm. The coding region runs from base 1 to 1548 and encodes 515 amino acids. The transcript has a single exon. Lineage: Eukaryota; Fungi; Ascomycota; Pichiomycetes; Serinales; Debaryomycetaceae. Gene Ontology annotation, molecular function: NEDD8 activating enzyme activity. The record is from RefSeq and is a predicted model, not a curated record.